AUGGUAGAAUAUAAGAAUAAUUUUUCAAGGUAAAACCCUUCUGAGAGCCUUGAGAAGAAAUAUACAGUCUUAUCUUUAGAUGGAGGUGGAGUGAGGGGUAUAAUGACAGUUGAAAUCUUAGCAGAAUUAGAAAAAAAAAUCAGAAAAGAUGGUCAUCCUGAUUUCAAAAUAACUGAUAAAGUUGAUUGUGUGAUUGGUACUUCUGCUGGUGGAUUACUUGCUCUUAUGUUAGCAGCAGGCUAUAGUGCGACUGAACUUUGCGAACCUAGUGCUAUUGAAAAUAAGGAGUCUUCUAAAAGUAACACAUAAAAACAAGUCUCCAUAAUGGAGGAGAUAAUUUUCGAUACCUUUUAAAAUCCAUCAGGCAUUAUUUAAAAUUUGGAAGAAGAAUCGAAAUACAAUCAAGAAGGUUUGAGAAAAUAAUUAAGGGAAAAAUUGAAUAAAAAGCUUAAGAAAGUCUCAGAUGAUGCAAAAAUGUCAGAUUUAAACAAAACUGGAAAGAAAUUGAGAGUCCUUAUCACAGCAGCUGAAUUUAAAGAUCGUGAUGGUGGCCCUCAUAUUACAGCUAAAAUUUUUGACUCUGAAAAUGAAUAUGAUUAGGAUUUUAAGCUAAUGGAUAUUGGAUGUGCUACUUCUGCAGCACCAACCUUCUUUAAUAUAGUAAAAAUAAGUUAAAAAUUGCCUGGUAAAAUAUUUUAGCAGUUAGAGCUUAUCGAUGGAGGAGUUUAUGCUAAUAAUCCUGCAGGUAUAGGAUUCGCUUAUGCUGCAAUGAAAGUUAAAUCAGAAAACGUCAGAGUUAUUUCAAUCGGCACUGGGUAUGAAGAUAUUAAUAUGGAAAGUAAGUAAGGGGUAGUAGACAAGCUUAAAGUUUAUUUAGAAACAAAGAUUGGUAAAAAAUUUAAAAUAUUGGACAAUAAUAUUGAAAACAAGCACAGCAUUUUAGAUUGGUAUAGUGGAGAGUUAUUAUUUAAUGUAAUCUUUGAUGUCUAAAAGUAUUAUGCUCUGCUACUUGAGACGUUCGCAAAAUAAAUGAAUGACAACUACGUCAGGAUUAACCCGCCCUUAAAAUAAAAAACUGAACUAGAUGAUGUUAAGUAAGAGGAAAAUCUCAAAGAAUGGGCAAUAGAAUAUCUAAAUUCAGAAAAUGGAAAAUCUAAUUUAGAAAAGGCAGCAAAAAUAUUAAUGGAAAUAGAAGAUUAUAAUGCAAAAGCACUGAAAUAGCUUAAGUAAACCGCGAAUCUCUUAGUAUAUGCUGAGUGCAUAGAUUAGUAGCCUUCAAAAGAAAUUAGAGAACAGAUAGCACUUUUCAGCAAAUUUAUUAAUUCAAAGUUCUCUGAUCCACAGAUCGAGAUUGAUGAAUCUAAGCUUGAUCAAACCCAAAUUAACAUUGAGUUGAAUUUGAUAUCAUUGAUCAAAUCAAAAAAUCUUGUGAGAAAGUAACCUGAAGAUACAAUUUCUUAAGAUUCAACAUCACAAGAUUAAUGA
Molecule: messenger RNA, 1485 nt
Organism: Stylonychia lemnae
Lineage: Eukaryota; Ciliophora; Spirotrichea; Sporadotrichida; Oxytrichidae
Source: the annotation of a GenBank genome assembly